GGUAAGUUUGGGAAUCGGAUCCGUGCGACCCUCAUUGGGUUCGCCGCUAUGAUUUCCCAGAGGGCCCGUGCACCGCGUGGGACCGUCAGGUUCAGCGCCAAGAGGAAAAAACUUUCGGCCUGGGGAUGUAGUUACAAGUAUGGCGUUCACAGAGCGCCUCCUUUUCCCCCUGCCCAGCCCCCCGACCCUUGCAAAUUCUGGAUCAGGAGCCGUUUUGUCCCAAGCGGCGCAGCUGUCUCCUGUUCAGGCGCUGCCCAAUGCACGGCCAUUUAUGUUAUUUACUGCUUUUCACACCCUUGGCAGGCCAUGUCAUUCGCAUUAGAGGCAACAAGACGGUCAAUGUAUGUGGCGAGACGUUUACCGAAGAACAAAUCGUCGGUGGGCAGGCCAACAUCUCAGAGGGAGUUUUCCUCGUGGGCGUGAACCAGAAGGAGCAGACCACCGUGCUCCUCGGGGCGGCCAAGGAGCAGCUGGGCUGGGAGCCGGAGACGACGUUCGCGAACAUUGGCCUCUUCUGGGGCACGAUGCAUCAGGACGAGGUGUUGUGGUUCUUAAGGAGGAGCGAAGUGAAGUACAUCGAGGCCAACUGCGAAGUUCAUGCCGCCGACGCCGACAAGCGAGCCGCGCCGCCCGCGACGGUUGAGCCGCCCCCGCCAGACGGGCCCGCGUGAUUCAAACACGUGCGCGGCUCCUCCUUCAGUGUUCGUUCCUCGUCCUCCUCGCUCCUCCAGCUUUUAGUCGUCUUCUUCCGUGUCUGCCUUCUGUGCUCGCUCCUUGUCCUCCUCGUAUUGCUA
Prorocentrum cordatum is the source of this 794-nucleotide messenger RNA. The record is from the annotation of a GenBank genome assembly. NCBI's taxonomy places the organism in Eukaryota, Dinophyceae, Prorocentrales, Prorocentraceae.